Molecule: messenger RNA, 1411 nt
Organism: Hyphopichia burtonii NRRL Y-1933
Lineage: Eukaryota; Fungi; Ascomycota; Pichiomycetes; Serinales; Debaryomycetaceae
Product: tRNA dihydrouridine synthase
Exons: 1
Coding region: 100-1398 (432 amino acids)
Biological process (GO): tRNA processing
Molecular function (GO): tRNA dihydrouridine synthase activity; flavin adenine dinucleotide binding
Source: RefSeq, a predicted model, not a curated record
CGAUUCUCCAUAAGCUAUUGAGCAAAACAACUAUUCAAGAUCACUUUCACGGGAUUUAAACCUUUCAGAUUCAUUCUGAGAAUAUUUGGAAAGAGCAAGAUGACUAUAACCAAGUACAACGGACGGGAACUCUAUGAGUCUAUUGGUAGACCGAAGACUAUAGUAGCCCCAAUGGUGGAUCAGAGUGAACUCGCCUGGAGAAUAUUAUCCAGAAGAUACGGGGCCGAAUUAUGUUACACGCCAAUGUACCAUGCCAGGUUGUUCGCCACUGACGAAAAGUACCGCAAGAGGAUGUGGAGCUCAUUGGACGGGGAUGAGAAAGUCGAUAGACCCUUAAUUGUACAAUUUUGUGCCAAUGAUCCGGAGUAUUUGUUGAAAGCAGCACAACUAGUGGAAGAUAAAUGUGAUGCGGUUGACUUGAACUUGGGUUGUCCUCAAGGUAUUGCAAAGAAGGGGAAAUAUGGAGCAUUUUUAAUGGACGAUUGGGAAUUAGUGCAUAAAUUGAUUCUGAAUUUGCAUGAAAACUUAAAGAUUCCGGUUACUGCUAAAAUCAGGGUUUAUGAUGAAUGGGAAAAAUCCUUGGAAUACGCCAAGAUGGUACUAGACGCUGGAGCACAAUUCAUUACGAUACAUGGGAGAACAAGAGAUAUGAAGGGACAAGCUACAGGAUUAGCUAAUUGGGAAAUUUUAAAAUAUUUAAGAGAGAAUUUAGGUGAAGAUCAAGUUUUUUUUGCAAAUGGGAAUAUCUUGUAUGCUAAUGAUUUGAAAAGGUGUUCUGAAUUGAUUGGCUGUGAUGCUGUUAUGUCAGCAGAAGGAAACUUAUAUAAUCCUGGAGUUUUUUGGACUAAAGAUGAUAAUAUAGAUAAGCAAUUUGCAAGAGUAGAUAAGAUGUUGAGAGAGUAUUUUGAGAUUGUGAAAGAAUGUGAGAGCCAUGCGUCUAGAACUGCCAUGAAAGCCCAUUUCUUUAAGAUCUUACAUGCAUUUUUAGUUAAGCAUCCUGAGUUAAGACCAAUCAUUGGUCAAACCAGUGUACAUGAAUCAUUUGAAAAGUGGGAUGAAGUAGUGCAGAAAGUUGAAAGAAUAGUGGAAGAAAUAUAUGAAAGACCAGAUAUUAAAGAAGUCGAUGUUAUUAGAGACGGCCCAAUACAAUCAUGGGGUGGAUUUUAUAAAGAGAUCCCGUAUUGGAGGUGUCAGCCAUAUUUCCGAACAGUGAAUGGAGAGAAACAAAAUACCAGAACUCUUAAAGUUGCUGCUACAAAGGAUACUGAUAAAGAUAUCAAAGACAAAGACAUUAAAGAUAAAGAAGCCAAAGAAGAUAUUAAAGAUAAAGACGAUAUCAAAGAUAACAAGAGAAGACUUGAAGAAGUUAGCAGCUCAAAUAAAAAAAUGGCUCUUUAGUGUAUAUAGUGUA